Oppiella nova is the source of this 410-nucleotide messenger RNA. The record is from the annotation of a GenBank genome assembly. Lineage: Eukaryota; Metazoa; Arthropoda; Arachnida; Sarcoptiformes; Oppiidae.
AACUGAUGCUGGAAAAUGGGAAACACAUACUUAUGGAGAAGCCGCUCGACAUCAAUACUAAACAAAACGAGGAGUUGUUCGCAUUGGCUAAGUCUAAGAAGUUGUUCGUAAUGGAGGCGCUCUGGUCUCGAUUCCUGCCCUCCUAUGAGUUCAUUAUGGAUCAGCUGAAGCAGGGGGUGAUCGGGGAUGUACUGCACGUGACGGCCAACCUGGGCUUCAACAACGCCGACGUGGCCCGAAUCGCCACCAAAGAGUUGGGCGGCGGGACUGUCCUCGAUCUCGGCGUCUAUGCCAUCAAUAUCGUGGAGCAGGCCUUCAAAGGCGAGACGCCUGAGAAGGUGCUGGCCGUCGGACACCUCAACAAGAAUGGCGUCGACUAUGACUUCGCCGCUUCCCUUCAGUUUAAGGAC